UAGAAAACACUUAUUAAUUGCUUUGUGACAGGAAGAAAUAUACAAAAGGGAAGUGAGCCAAUCCUGUGCAAACUAAAUUCCUUAUUAGCUCUGUGUAACUUGAACGGGGGGACACUGUCUCGGAGAUGCUGAAGGAGAGUAUGGUGUCCAGAUUAUCUCAGAGCCAGGAAGAAGUUAUUUCCUUUUUUGCAGCUCCUGGUAAUCAAAGUGAAGGGUGGAUAAAGACAAAUAGAACACACACAACAAAAACCCACUUAAGAUUUUGGAAUCUGUGGGCAAAGAGCUCAUUACUGGCGUUUUGGAUGACUUGGUGGGAAAAAAUGUCCUGAAAUUGGAGGAAGAGGAGAAGAAAAAAAUUUAUAAUGCCAAGCUUGAAGACAAGGCACGGGUCUUGGUGGACUGUAUGCAACAGAAACGCCAUGAAGCAGGUCAAAUCUUUGUUCAAACCUUCCUAAACAUAGACAAAAAUUCCACCAGUAUAAAACCUCCUGAGGAAAUCGUGACUGGACCAGAUGAGUCAGCAGAAACUACAGAUACCCUCAAGCUUUGCCCCCAUGAAGAAUUUCUUAAACUGUGUAAAGAAAGGGCUGAAGAGAUCUAUCCAAUAAAGGAGAUAAAGGCCCGCACUCGUCUGGCUCUCAUCAUAUGCAAUACAGAGUUUGAUCAUCUCCCUCUCAGGAAUGGGGCAGCCCAUGACAUCAUGGGAAUGAAGGGGCUGCUUGAGGGCCUUGGCUACAGUGUGGAUGUGGAAGAGAAACUCACAGCCAGGGAUAUGGAAUCAGUGCUGUGCAGAUUUGCUGCCUGUGAAGAGCACAAAUCUUCAGACAGCACAUUCUUGGUGUUCAUGUCUCAUGGCAUCCUGGAUGGGAUCUGUGGGACUAUGCAUAGUGAUGAAAACCCAGAUGUGCUACCUUAUGACACCAUCUUCCGGAUAUUCAACAACCGCAAUUGCCUCAGUCUAAAGGACAAACCUAAGGUCAUCAUUGUCCAGGCCUGCAGAGGUGCAAAUCAUGGGGAAUUGUGGGUCAGUGACUCUCCAGCAGCCUUGGCAGACAGCUCUUCACAGUCACCUGAGAACCUGGAGGAGGAUGCCAUUUACAAGACCCAUGUGGAGAAGGACUUCAUUGCUUUCUGCUCCUCAACCCCACAUAAUGUGGCCUGGAGAGACAUCACAAAAGGUUCUCUCUUCAUUACUCAACUCAUCACAUGCUUCCAAAAAUAUUCUUGGUGUUGUCAUCUAGAGGAAGUAUUUAGAAAGGUACAAAAAGCAUUUGAAAAACCAAGUGUUAAAGCCCAGAUGCCGACCAUUGAACGACUCUCCAUGACAAGAUAUUUCUACCUCUUUCCUGGCAAUUGAAAAUAGUAAGUAUCAAGAGUUUUUGUUGGCAGGCAGAAUAAGUGGGACAGUGAUAUUAGUAGUGAGGUCCAAUGACCAAUGACAGCCUAUUGCUUUAGUAGUCAAAUUAGUAAAUUAGUAUUCCUUGUUUAUGUAGUUUGUUGAUUAGUUGCUAAUUUUUACCUUAUUUAUAUGCAUCUGGAUCCACCCCUCCAUCUCUACAAUCAUCAAUCAAUAAAUCAAUCAACCAAGAAGGUAAGCCAAAUCAAGACAGAAAGUAAUAAACAGUGAAGGACACAGGGUAACAAUUAUUAGCAUAGACAUGUACUCAUGCUUCCAUUAUUACUUAUAUUCAUGUCUCUCUCUCUCUCUUUCUUUCUCUCUCUCUCUCUCUGACACACACACACACAUUAUUAGUUACCAAAUAUUGCCUCAGAUUAAAAAAAAAAAAACAGAAAAAAGAGGUGACUGUAGAGAAAGCAGGACUGUGGUCCUCUGAGUGCAGGUGUCAUAUUACUGAUACUGAGCUACCAUUACUAUACAGUAUAAAAUGCACCCUGGAAGAGUUUGUGUCAAUGAAGACUCUGGUUCUCUGACUGUUCUCACAGUGUAGAUCACAGAACAUUCUGAGUCAGUUCUCAGAUUCUUUUUUUUUUUUUUUUUUUUUUGCGGUACAAGGGCCUCUCACUGUUGUGGCCUCUCCCGGCUCCGGACGCACAGGCUCUGCGGCCAUGGCUCAUGGGCCCAGCCGCUCCACGGCAUGUGGGAUCUUCCUGGACCAGAGCACGAACCCGUGUCCCCUGCAUCAGCAGGCAAACUCUCAACCACUGCGCCACCAGGGAAGCCCCUCAGAUUCUUAAUUACUGUUCAGAAACCCCUUCAAUCACCCAUAUUAACACUUAAACAAAAAAUUUUUGGUCAAAUUAUUUUAGAAUGUGUUUAUUGAGUUUAGACCCAACAAUUAUUUACUCACUCAUAACAGCUUUAUAUCACACUAUAUUAUAAGCAUAUUAUUAAUCUCCCUCUCAGAAACAUAAUUAAGUUUAUAUUUUAUAGUAAAUUUUAUCUCAAUUCUUGAAAUAUUUACCCACCAUCUUCUACCCCUGGUUUCUGACACCCUGGCUAAAUAAAUGCAUAGAUACUUCAGCAGAAUAGCUUUGACUGCCUAAUUAGUCCAAUAGAACCAUAUUUGGGGAUUGAAUUAUUUAUUUGACUAAUAUUUAUCACGCACUUACUAUGUUCCAAGUUCUGUUCUAGAUGCUUGGAAUGUACCAGUGAACAAAAUAAAUGGAGUCCUUGCUCUCAGAAAGCUCAUACUUUAGUGAGUGGAGACAGACUCUAAAUACACAAGCAAGUUAAUAUAUGUUAGAGAGUGGUAAGAGCUAAUAAGAAAAAAUAAAAAGGGCUAAAGAGACACAAAAAGAUGGAUACCGGGGCUUCCCUGGUGGCGCAGUGGUUGAGAGUCCGCCUGCCGAUGCAGGGGACACGGGUUCGUGCACCAGUCUGGGAAGAUCCCACAUGCCGCGGAGCGGCUAGGCCCGUGAGCCAUGGCCACUGAGCCUGCACAUCCGGAGCCUGUGCUCCGCAAUGGGAGAGGCCACAACAGUGAGAGGCCAACGUACUGCAAGGUAAAAAAAAAAAAAAAAGAUGAAUACCAUACUGUUAUAAAUAGAUUACUCAAUAAAGGCUGCUUUGAAGUAAUGAAGUGAUUUGAAAUCAGAACAAAGAAUGGAUAGAGUAAGGGAGUGAACCUUAUGGCUCUAGUGGGAAAUGAAUCCCAACACCAGAAAUAGGAAGUACGGAUGCCCUGAGGCAGAUGUGUGCUUAAGACUUUUAAAGUACUGCAAGAAGGCAGCUGGCUAGAGAAUAAGAGUGGGAAAAAUGGCAGGGUAAAAUUCAGAAAAAUGGUGAGAAGCUUGAUCACAUGGGCCUUGAUGAUCACAUGUAAAUGUUUUAAAAUCUUUUAUCCUAAGUGAGAUAGGAAACCCUUCAAGAGCUUUUGAACAGAGAAAUGAUAUAAUCUAACUUAGAUUUUGCAAAGAUCACUCUGAGUACUUUUUGAUGAAUAGACUACAAAGGUCACAGAUAGAAGCCAAGGGAAAUGGCAAAAGCAUAUGGAAGAAUCACAGUAAGGGUUGGAUUGAAGGCUUCCAGGGAUCACUAUCUUAACCGUCUGUUCUUUUUCUCUUCUUCAGAAAAUCACAGGAAGUUCAGCUGUUUCAACUUCAAGAAGCACUUUUACCAGUACAGAACGCAUGUUUAACCUUUUGUCUUUCAGUGAAAAUGAAAACAAAUGAACUGUCGUUUUGGGGGGUCUUCUAAUAGAGAAUAGAAUUUCAGUUAAAAUGGUGGAUGUAUGGAAAUGAAGUGGAAGAAGCAAACUGGAUUUUCUAGUUUUAUUGCAUAUAAUAUCUGCACUUCAUUGAGUAAGGGGAACUGGUCAUGACUUGCCCUCAGCAAUAGGGUGAAAGGAGAUGGUGCCCAUCUGGAGACAAGAGCUGUAAAUUGGUCAGCUCCUCCUUUAUACACUCAUUAAGCCCCAGGCCUAGAAUUGUGCAGAAGAAGUUUCCUAAUAUAUUAUUUAACCAACAUCAUAGCUUGAGUUCAUUUUUUUCUUCAGUAAGUUAUGAUUUUAGCAAAUUAUGCCUAUGUGUCUUUCUUCCCAUCUAUAAGUUAAUUUGCUUUCUUGUUGAUUAUUUUCUUUCCAGAUUUCUGCAUAUUUCCAAGCUUCAGGAAAAUUUUAUUAUUUAGCAAAUAUUUGGUUAUUGUCUAAAAUAAAUUGGGCUUUUGAUUCAA
This is a messenger RNA of Orcinus orca (killer whale), 4132 nucleotides long. Its product is annotated as caspase-13. Gene Ontology annotation, molecular function: caspase binding; cysteine-type endopeptidase activity. Bases 404 to 1357 code for a protein of 317 amino acids. Gene Ontology annotation, cellular component: protein-containing complex. The transcript is spliced from 8 exons. The record is from RefSeq and is a predicted model, not a curated record. NCBI's taxonomy places the organism in Eukaryota, Metazoa, Chordata, Mammalia, Artiodactyla, Delphinidae. Gene Ontology annotation, biological process: proteolysis; regulation of apoptotic process.